Miscanthus lutarioriparius is the source of this 696-nucleotide messenger RNA. The record is from the annotation of a GenBank genome assembly. NCBI's taxonomy places the organism in Eukaryota, Viridiplantae, Streptophyta, Magnoliopsida, Poales, Poaceae.
AUGGAGCUGGAGGCGGCGGCCCGGCGCUUCCACCUCUGGUUCCGCGGGCUGCGCUCGCUGCGCCGGGACCUGGCGUCGGCCCGGUGGUCGGACGACGCGGCGGCCCAGCUCCCCGCGCUGGUGGGCCGCUUCGUGGCCCACCUGGAGUCCUACUGCGCCGCGCGCGCCGACCUGGACCCGGUGUGGACGCUGUCGGCGCCGUGGGCCACCCCCGCGGAGCGCGGCGCCGCGUACUGGCUCGCCGGGUGGCGCCCCACCACGCUGGUCCACCUGCUCUACACCGAGUCCGGGCGCCGCCUCGAGGCGCAGCUGCCGGACCUCCUCCUCGGCGUGCGGUCGGGGAACAUGGGCGACCUCACCCCGGCGCAGCUGGCGCAGGUCGACGACCUGCAGCGCCGCACGGUGGACGAGGAGGACGCGCUCGCGCGGGAGAUGGCGCUCGUGCAGGAGGGCCACGCCGUCGUGGCGGUGGCCGCGCCGGCGGACGGGUCCGGGCUCGACGUGGCCGGCCAUGUGCGCAGGCGCAGGGUCAGGGACGUGCUGGAAAGGGCGGACGCGCUGCGGCUGCGCACCGUGAAGCGGGCGGUGGAGAUACUGGAGCCGGCGCAGGCGGCCGAGCUGCUCGUCGCCGCCGCGGACCUGGAGAUCGGCUUCCGGGAGUUCGGGCUCAAGCACGGGUCGGGCCGGGACCAAUAA